AUGUCGAAAGCUAUUGUCAAAACCACUUUCGAGGCGUCCCGUACGCUCCGCCCCAUUUACACUGGUGGUAGCACGGCGCUGGAUGCCAGUGGGCGCAUCUUGCUGAGCUGUGUGGGUGAAGAUGCCUUGAUCGUUGAUUUGGAGACUGGUAACCAGCUUACUAGCUUGGAGGGGGAUGGAGAAAUUGUCACAGGUUUGGCCAUCACGCCUUCCGCCUCACACGCUAUUGUCUGCUCCCGCUCGAUGUCCAUGCGAAUCUACGGCCUCUCAACUUUCGACGAGACUUCUCAGACCAUUGAAGCAAAACUUCUCCGAACCCUCAAGCCUCACACAGCUCCCGUUGUGACCAUUGCCGUUGACCCUACUGGUACACUACUUGCCACUGGUGGUGCUGAUGGCUCAAUCAAGGUCUGGGACAUCAGAGGUGGCUUUGUUACUCACACUUUCCAUGGUCAUGGUGGUGUCAUUUCUGCGCUUUGCUUUUUCGAGGUUCCUACUGCCGACAGCGAUGCCAAGUUAUCCAAAAAGAACAAGUCUAAGCAACUGGCUACGGAGGAUGACGAUGAAGAUAUGGAGAGCUCUGCCCGUACGGGUUCUACCGCAGGAUUCCGCCUAGCAUCUGGCAGUGAAGAUGGCAAAAUGCGUGUAUGGGAUCUGCACAAGAGAAAGUCCAUUGCGUCGCUUGAGUCACAUGUUUCACUUGUCCGGAGUUUGUCCUUCUCUCCAUCAGAGAACGCAUUGAUCUCGGCCAGCCGAGACAAGACUGUCAUCGUCUGGGAUGCGCGUACUUGGAAGACUCGCAGAAUCAUUCCUGUUUUGGAGAGCGUGGAAGCAGCGGCUUUCAUUGCGGAUAGCGGACUGUGCGUUAUCGGUGGAGAGAAUGGCAAACUGCGAGUUUGGGACUGCAAUCGUGGAAGCGAGGUCACAGAGGAACAAGAGGCCGGAGAGGAGUUCGAAAGCGUCGUCGCUAUCCAGUAUUCGCCUGGUUUGCCUUUUGUCCUCACAGUCCAUGCGGAUCAGACUCUCCGCCUCCACUCGCUCGAGUCGCUGUCUGAUUAUAAGCCAGGGUCAACCUUGGAGCCUUUGGCGAUUAUCCGCCGCAUUUCCGGCAAUGACGACGAGAUCAUUGACCUGGCUUACAUUGGGCCUGAUCGAUCGAUGCUUGCUUUGGCCACUAACACCGAGAGUAUUCGUGUAGUUUCGGUUGCUCCCUCAGAAGAUCGACCCUCAAAUCCGGGAGAGGAGUACUUUGGUGCUGAUGUCACACACCUGGAAGGCCACGACGAUAUUAUCAUUUGCAUUGAUGCGGAUUGGUCAGGACACUGGCUAGCAACAGGCGCUAAAGACAACACAGCCCGUCUUUGGCGUAUUGACCCGAAGACAUCGUCUUAUGCUUGCUUUGCUAUUUUCACUGGCCACGCCGAAUCGUUGGGCGCAAUCGCCCUUCCCCGUGUGCCACCCCCUGUUGGCAGUGCUGCAUAUAACGACCCCUUGAACCACCCGCCAGCAUUUUUAAUUACUGGCUCGCAAGAUCGCACAAUCAAGCGGUGGGAUACAAAUAUUAAUGCCAUUGAUAUCGAUUCUACAUCUGAACUGUUUGCCUCAGCAUCACAAGAUCGCACCGUGAAGAUCUGGGCCGCCGACGAAGGCUCGACGGUAGGUGUCCUCCGUGGCCACAAGCGAGGAGUUUGGUCGGUGCGAUUCGCGCCGCAAGGCACACCGAUUAUCAACUCAGAUUCACGUACCAGCACGAGCCGUGGCCUAGCCGUCACAGGCUCGGGUGACAAGACCGUCAAACUGUGGAGUCUGUCUGACUACAGCUGUCUCUUGACUUUCGAGGGCCAUACCAACAGUGUUCUCAAAGUCCUCUGGCUCCCACCUCCCCAAGUCUCGAACAACCAAACGGAUGAGGACGAGGAUGACGAAGAGGCUGCAACAGCACGCAAAAACGCCAUCCAGGACCGUCCCCUUAUCGCGUCCGCCGCGGCAGACGGUCUGGUCAAGAUCUGGUCUCCCUACACAGGCGAGCUCGAAACCACUCUGGACAACCACAUCGACCGAGUCUGGGCGCUUGCCAGCCCAACCCCAUCCGGCUCACGCGCAGACGUGAAGCCAACCUCCUCCAAGCUCAACACCACCCCGUACGCCAUUGCCUCCGGUUCCGCCGACGCAACAGUGACCUUCUGGACUGAUACCACGUCAGCCACCUACACAGCCGCUGUCAACGCCAGCUCCGCUCGCGUCGAACAGGACCAAGAGUUGCAGAACUACAUCCGCGCCGGUGCCUACCGCGAAGCCAUCACUCUGGCCCUGCAACUCAACCACCCGGGUAGACUGCUCUCGCUCUUCACCUCCGCCAUCGACGCCGCAGAUGACCCAACACUCCCUGCCGAGGACCGCGAGCGUGCUGCAGCCAGUCUGUCCGGUAACCCGUCCAUCGACGAAGUCCUGCAGAACUUGGACCCCGCUAAUCUGCGCACCCUCCUGCUCCGUCUCCGGGACUGGAACACCAAUGCGCGCACCUCGCGCGUGUCACAGCGCAUCCUGUAUGCUCUGUUCCGCUCUUACCCUGCGUCCACUUUCGUGGAGCUUGCGACCCAGUCCGUCCGCGGAAAGGAGGGUCGUGCCGCGGCUGGUAUGAAGGAUAUUCUGCAGGCGCUGGCUGCAUACACUGAGAGGCACUACCGGCGAGUUGAGGAGCUGGUUGAUGACAGCUACCUGGUGGAGUGGGUUCUCGGUGAGAUGGAUGGUGGCGUUGGUCUUGGUGGACUGCGUGAUUUGAUUGUGGGUGAUGCCAGUGACGAGGAAGAGCAUGAGAAGGACGUUAUUAUGUUAGAAGCAUAG
This is a messenger RNA of Penicillium mononematosum, 2844 nucleotides long. Its product is annotated as U3 snoRNA-associated protein UTP13. The transcript has 4 exons. Gene Ontology annotation, cellular component: small-subunit processome; nucleolus; 90S preribosome. Lineage: Eukaryota; Fungi; Ascomycota; Eurotiomycetes; Eurotiales; Aspergillaceae. The coding region runs from base 1 to 2844 and encodes 947 amino acids. Gene Ontology annotation, molecular function: protein binding; U3 snoRNA binding. The record is from RefSeq and is a predicted model, not a curated record. Gene Ontology annotation, biological process: endonucleolytic cleavage in 5'-ETS of tricistronic rRNA transcript (SSU-rRNA, 5.8S rRNA, LSU-rRNA); endonucleolytic cleavage to generate mature 5'-end of SSU-rRNA from (SSU-rRNA, 5.8S rRNA, LSU-rRNA).